UUCGGCCAUUUCCGUUAAGGCGCGGCGGCGUGACGUCACCCUCGGGGAAGUCCGCCCUGUUCCCCUUUGGAGAAGACGGUCGGCCAUUUUAAGUGACAUGAGUCUUCAUUUCACACCGCUACAGUAGGACGGAGAGCGUCAGGACUCAAUUUCGUCUCAUUCCUGUUACAACUGUUAGCGGAGAAUUGGCUGCCCUGAACUGAAACGCUUCCUUAAAACCAAAAAUAAGCAGUAGAACCAAGUGAAGUGACGCAUAAGCCAGUAGAGUCCAGGUGUCGAGUUGUUCCAUUUUUUUCCUGCACCUCAAUGUAGCUAAAGAGGAAAUGGCUGUGGAAAGCAUGACUGUCCAUCCAAACUCCCCAACUACCAACCACGAACACAACAGUCUCCUGACUGACGAAAGGCAAGAAGAUGGAGAGCUGGAGGAAGGCGAGCUGGAGGACGACGGAGGAGAGGUAGAGGAGGAGGCGGGCCGAGGUGCAGCCGGAGCAGGAGGCAGUGGAGAGGAUGGAGGAGUUGACGCAGGAGGAGAUGGAGCCGGGGAAAGGUCGCGACACAGCAAGGAGCGCCACGCCAGCACGGGCUCAGAGGACGACAGGUCCCACCGCCGCAAGAGGAAGAGGAAGAAAGAAAGGGAGCGAGAGAAGGAGAAGAGGAGGUCCAAGAAGAGACGCAAGUCAAAACACAAACGCCAUGCGUCCUCUGAUGAUGACCAUUCAGACUACAGCGAUGACUCGGACUACAGUCCCAACGAAAAGAGGAAGUACAGAGAGUACAGCCCUCAGUACCCCCCUCCUUCUCACGGGGGCUAUGGCAGCUCCAAGAAGGGCGGCUAUAUGAAGAUGGACAAGCAGAGCUAUGGUGGCUACGAUGACUAUGAGGAAGAUAACUACGAGGGAGAGGAUGAUGAGGACAUGGGCGACGAAGAUUACGAUGACUUCACCAAGGAGCUCAACCAGUACCGCAAGGCCAAGGAAGGAGGAGGCGGGCCAGGCAAUCGUGGCGGCCGAGGAGGCAAAGGUCGUAUGAAAAACCAGAGAGGUCGUGGAGGGAUGAGAGGGGGGAGGAGAGGAAGGGGGGGCAGAGGGCGAGGUGGACGCGGAGGAGGAGGAGGAGGAGGAGGAAAGAUGGGAGGAGACGAUGAUGGAGAUGGAUACGGAGGAGAUGACAUGGAGUAUGUCGAGGAUGAUUACGACAACAUGGGGGAUGAAGACUAUGAUGAUUACUCCAAAGAACUCAACCAGUACAGGAAGUCAAAAGACAGGGGCAGAGGCGGUAAAGGUGGGCGGGGGCGUGGUAGAGGUAAAGGUGGGCGGGGCAUGAACCGAGGAGGAAAGGGUCGUAACCGAGGGCGAGGAAGAGGAGACAUGGGGAAUGAUGAGGAAAACAAUGGAGACAUGGAUAAUGGGGAUGGAUGCUCAGGAUUAGGUGGAGGGGGAGGUGACAGUGGACUAGGACCUGGCAGGAGGAAUCAGAAUGAUAAGUACCAGGAUAAGAAAGGGAAGGCCAUCUGCAAAUACUACAUCGAGGGGCGCUGCACCUGGGGGGACCACUGCAACUUCAGCCAUGACAUUGAACUGCCCAAAAAGAAGGAGCUGUGUAAAUUCUACAUCACUGGCUUCUGUGCCCGAGCCGAGCACUGUCCCUACAUGCAUGGUGAUUUUCCCUGUAAGCUGUUCCACACCACAGGAAACUGUGUCAAUGGAGAUGAGUGUAUGUUCUCCCACGAACCACUUAAUAAUGACACACAGGAGCUCCUCAAUAAGAUGUUGGCAGAGGAUGCGGAGGCAGGGGCAGAGGAUGAGAAAGAGGUGGAAGAGUUGAAGAAGCAAGGGAUCAACCCGCUCCCUAAACCCCCUCCAGGAGUAGGACUCCUCCCCACACCUCCGCGCCCUGGACCCCCAGACGCUGGCGCCAGUCAUGGGGAAUUCAGCGGACCAGUUGGGGGGGAUUUUGGACAUCCCUCGGUACCUAACCAGGGGACCAUACCUAACAAAGGACCUCCUGGACCAGGGCCAAUCCCUGGGCCUAACCCUUGUGGUGCACCCCCUGUUCCUGGCCCAGAAGGAGGUCACUAUCAGGGAGGCCCCCCAAACCCCAAUGGACCACCUCUCUCCAUGGGUCCACCCCCUCCCUGUGGUGGAGGGGGAGGUGGUGGGGGUAAGAAGAUCCCCUCCUUGUUUGAGAUUAAAGUUCAGCCGACAGGACAACUGGCUCAGAAACUUGCUGUCAGAAGUCAGGCGCCCACUACGACCCAGGGUCAGUCUGGUCUGCCUGGUCCCCAAGGAGCUCCCGGUGGUCCCCCAACCUGCUUCCCAGGCCCCCAGAGUCACCCAGGCAUGAUGUCACCUGAUAUGCAGAACAUGGGCCCUGGUCUUGGGAUGAAUCAGGGCCCACCUAACAUGGGCCCUGGAGGACCCCCUAUGAUGGGAGGAUUUGGGUCUGGUGAUGGGGCCCCACAUGGGGGCAUGAUGCCACCAGGACCCACCCAAGGUGGAGGAAACUUCUUUGACAACUUCUUCAACCAGCAGCAGGGCAUGAAGAUGGAAGGAGGGGGAGACGAAGGUGACAACUACCAGGGCUUUGGCGGGAUGGAUGAUCGGGGGGGAGGAGGAGGAGGCGGCAGCAGUGGUGCGGGAGCUGGGGGAGGGAAAUUUGGUGACCAAUCAAGUGGCCCUGAUGGUUCUGCUAAUGGAGGGUCAACCAAUCAAGGAGGGAUGUCUGUGCCUGACUUCCUGCCUCCAGCGCAGCGUGUCCUCUUCAUGCGCAUUCAGCAGAAGCAGCAGGAGGAAGAGGAGAGGGCUCGCAGGCUGGCCGAGGGAGGCACAGAGAAGAACAAGGAUACAGAAGGUGACUCAGGGAACUGGUACUCCAGUGAGGAUGAGGAUGGUGGCGGUAGUGUUACCUCCAUCUUGAAAACGCUCCGCCAGCAGACCCAGCCCCCUGCAAAAUCUGAAGGCCCCCCGAGUGACCCCCGUCUCCAGAAAUCAUCUCCCGCCCAACCGCCGUCCCGCCCUGCAGACCCGCGCCUAGCCCGGGACCCACGUCUAGCCCGAGUCGCCGAUUCAUCCCAAACCUCAGACUCCACCCACUCAGCGCCUGCUCUAGCUUCCUCUGGGCCCCCAGCAGACCCCAGGCUAGCCCGGCUGACAGCUUCUGCCUCCUCAGCUGGAUCAGUCUCUAUGAGCCCCCCUGCUCUGAAACCAGAGCCCCCCCUGGUCUAUAAGCCUCCCCCACUCACGACUCCAGCAGUGGAGGAAGAGGAGACGGAGAGGGUUCUCCGAGAAAAGCCAGUUCCCAUCCCUCUGGACCCUCUGAUGGGCAUGGCGCUGAGAGACCCCCGCUCCCAGCUGCAGCAGUUCAGCCACAUCAAGAAAGACAUUGUCCUCCAUGUGCCUGCCUUCGCCAAGACCAUCACCUGGUCACCAGAGGACCUCCUCCCUCUGCCCAUCCCGAAGCAAGACUUCCUGCCCCUCCCUCCGGGAAUCCCCCCUGUUUCUACCUUGGACCCUCGUCUGUCGCGGCCACAGCAGCAGCUUCAUACGGUCCCCCCUCACUCCCAGCCCCCUCCGGUCCUCCCUCCAGUCCUCCCUCCGGUCCCCCUUGACCCCCCUGCACCAGCUCCCUCCACUUCCUCCCUCCCAGACUUGGAGCUGCUCUCUCGAAUCCUGAAGACCGUCAACUCCAGCCCGUCCCAGGCCUCCUCACCUCCCCUCCUCUCAACACCGCCGCCUCCCAUGUCGAUACUGGGUCCUCCCCCCCCCAUUGCUCCCUCUGUCUCUGUGGAGAAGCCCGUUGACCCCCGUACGGCCCGCAAGGCCCUUGCAGACCCCCGUCUCCAGCCGCAGAAGUCAGCCCUUAAGCAGCCAUCAGAUCCUGCACCUCCCCCUCUCUCCUCCGCCCCAUUGGCUCCCACCACUAGCUCCCCCUCCCCAGCAAUCGCCCCCUAUGACCCGCGGUUGCUCUCCUCAGGUGGAACAGGGCGUGCUGUCGGGGCUGGGGCUCCAGGGGGCGCCAGUGUGUUGAGCAGCAUCAGUCUCUAUGACCCGCGGACUAACAAACCAGGCAGUCCUGGUGCCAGUAAUGGCGCCAAUAAUUCCCCGAGUUCAACCAGCUCAGAGCCACGGCCCAGCGAGCCCACAACUGGAAAACCGAAGUCUAAGGAGCCCCUGUUUGUCCGGAAAUCAGCACUGGAUCAGCCAGAACCGGAGAAGAGUGGAGAGCAAGCGACUGAUCGAUACAACAGCUACAACAGGCCCCGGCCCAAGCCUGCACCCUCGCCUAACUCCAUGGCCCAGGGAGGGCCUGCCGCCCCUGGGACAGCCGCAGCCUCCAGCCAGGGGUCAACUGGAGCUGCGAGCGACCAAGCUCUGGCCGGGGUUCACAACCUUCCGGUGUCGUCUCUGUUCAGUAUGGUCAAACAGGCCACCAAGCCCAGCGGGUCCGGCAGUCCGUUUGGAGGCAACAGCCCAGCUCAGUCUGACCAGGUCACCACAGAACAGGACAACGCCUCACUGAAGGACGUUUUCAAAGGAUUUGACCCCACAGCCUCACCCUUCUGCCAGUGAUCUGUGACCCAUGACCCCGUCCAUUUUGGUUGUUUUAAAGAAUUCUGAACACUGAACAGUGAGGGAGAGAAGUGAGGAAGGCACUGAGGUGACUGUCUGAUUGGUUGACAGACUUCUGUGAACGUUUUUGGACGACGUCACACACGUUUCAUACAUGCAAACACACACACACACACACAUUAACCACCUACGACAGUGUUGCAGAACAGAUUCUAUGAGUGACUUCUUUGUUUUGUUGGGAGGGACGGAAGUUAAAUUCUCUAUUUUAAAGUAAAAUGAAAAAUGUAUAAACAAAUUAACUCCUCUUCAUCUCCAUGUCCUUUGUCAUCAGUUUCAGCAUUUUCUCUGUUCUAGCGUCUCAUCUUUAGAGGCGUUGAUGCAUGAGGCAAAUCUCUGGGGCAAUAUUACAGAGCAGCACUUCCUGUAAUGGGCGAUAAAUGUAAGAUGUAAACUCAAAAUCCGGACCUAAGUAUUUCCCAGCAAGGAGGUUUUUCUGGGAAAUUGAAACAGCAGUGCUAAGCUAGCUUCCCUCAAGGGAGUAGUAGCAUGACAAAUUGGUCUGUAUAUCACUGCCUUUAAAUUUGAUGUUUCAGUUGUUUUUUUGCUUUCCUUUCACAUCUACAGACACUUUUGGUGCACAAGAAAUAGCCUUAAAUGUUUCUCUGUGGGCGUCGGGGUGGCGUGGCAGUCGAU
This is a messenger RNA of Lampris incognitus (smalleye Pacific opah), 5261 nucleotides long. RefSeq names its product zinc finger CCCH-type containing 4 (gene zc3h4). Bases 324 to 4568 code for a protein of 1414 amino acids. The record is from RefSeq and is a predicted model, not a curated record. NCBI's taxonomy places the organism in Eukaryota, Metazoa, Chordata, Actinopteri, Lampriformes, Lampridae. Gene Ontology annotation, cellular component: nucleus. Gene Ontology annotation, molecular function: metal ion binding; RNA binding. Gene Ontology annotation, biological process: negative regulation of DNA-templated transcription. The transcript is spliced from 14 exons.